AUGGACAACUCGAGAUCUUCAGCGCACCACGGCGCUAUGCUUCUCGGCGGUAACCGUUUCAUCGACAGCAAGACCAAGCGCUUCGACCUGGGCGGCUUCGAGCCUACCAAGGUCACCCUCGCAAAGAGAGAGGAACGACAGAAGGCGGAACAAGAGAAGGCGGAGCGAAAGAAAGCAGCGGCGAAAGAGGCGGAGAAGGUGGUAGUGAAGAAUGCGAACCCUACCGUCCCUAAGGUCAACGAGCAAUACCCGCCGUUUCGUCUUACAGAAGUGGAGAGGAAGAAGCUGGUUCCCGACGGCCCCAGGGGUGACGAGCAGUACGUGCCGCUCCGUCCUGGAGAGUCGCUGUGGGAUCCGAACAUGGAUCCACGUCGUUUCAGCAACAUCUUGGGGGGCUGGGGUAAACCGCCUGGAAAAUGGGGGCGCAACAAGUAA
Messenger RNA from Alternaria arbusti, 435 nucleotides. RefSeq lists its product as uncharacterized. The record is from RefSeq and is a predicted model, not a curated record. Bases 1 to 435 code for a protein of 144 amino acids. Lineage: Eukaryota; Fungi; Ascomycota; Dothideomycetes; Pleosporales; Pleosporaceae. The transcript has a single exon.